AUGGCUAGUCUUUUGGCGGGUAAACCUAAGGAAGAAUGGUCAGAGGUGUACCGCUCUAUUGGUUUUGGCAAUAAUAAAGAAAACCGACAAAUAGAGGACACUAUGAAGAUACUAUCUUUUAGCUACUAUGAUCUACCUCCUCAUCUAAAAACAUGCUUAUUGAAUCUAAGUGUGUUUCCAGAAGAUUUUUUCAUUGAGAAAGGUCCUCUGAUAUGGAUGUGGGUAGCCGAAGGUUUGGUUCGUGAGAAGCAAGGAAUAUCCUCAUUUGAGAUUGGGGAGGGAUACUUCAACGAGCUUGCAAACAGAAGCAUGAUCCCGUUGGUAGAGAACAAGGAAUGGGGUGUCACGAUACACAUUUCCAUUGGGAGCAUGAAACGUCACCCCCAUCUAGAGCAUCUCCGAAAUUUGCUUCACUUGAGGUACCUCCGGCUAAUUGGUUAUGACAUUGGUUAUGAGCUUGUAGAAGAAGUAGGAACUCUAAAGUUUUUGCAGACACUAGACGUGGAGGGAAUGCAGACGGGGCAUAUGGUAACUUUUAGCAUAGGCCUUCUAACACAGUUGCUGUGCUUGCGAUUUAGAGGCAUAGUUUGUAAAGUGCCAGAUGGGAUUGGUACGCUGACGUCCCUGGAGGAGCUGCAGGCAUGCUUUUUGGAAUCCGGGGAAGAGACAAUGACGAGAUUUGUGAAGGAACUGGGCAGCCUCAGGGAGCUCAGGGUGCUCUGCACUGGUGUGUCUUGUCGGUUGUCGUUCAAUGUGAGAUUACAAGUGGAGUCCCUGCGCAACCUCGAAAAGAUGGAGCAGCUGUCACUGAUGUCCUACGAUUCUAUAGCACCUGCAGAUACAACGGCAUGGGAAGCAGCUGGCUUCCUUCUCCCAGCACACCUCCAGCGAUUGAUUGUGACUUGGGUACGCUUCUCUCGGCUCCCAUCAUUCUACAUCAACCCAUCGCAUCUUCCCAAGCUCUCCCACCUGUCGCUGAAGGUGGUUGGAAUCGAUGAGCAGGACCUGAGAAUCCUCGGCGGUUUGCCCGACCUCCAUUUCCUCGACCUGGAUGUGUGCUCCACAACUAAGGAUGGAUUCGGAUCGGAUACGGAUGAAAUCGGAUCCAGAUGUCACAUUUUACCACAUUUUAAUCCGAAUACAAAUGCGAAUGCGGAUCUCAUCGGAUACGAAUACAAAACGGAUAGUUUGAAUCCGAAUUAG
Messenger RNA from Panicum virgatum (switchgrass), 1203 nucleotides. Its product is annotated as probable disease resistance protein At1g59620. The record is from RefSeq and is a predicted model, not a curated record. The coding region runs from base 1 to 1203 and encodes 400 amino acids. NCBI's taxonomy places the organism in Eukaryota, Viridiplantae, Streptophyta, Magnoliopsida, Poales, Poaceae. Gene Ontology annotation, biological process: defense response to other organism. The transcript is spliced from 3 exons.